Molecule: messenger RNA, 4467 nt
Organism: Pantherophis guttatus
Lineage: Eukaryota; Metazoa; Chordata; Lepidosauria; Squamata; Colubridae
Gene: SFMBT2
Product: Scm like with four mbt domains 2
Biological process (GO): negative regulation of DNA-templated transcription
Cellular component (GO): nucleus
Molecular function (GO): sequence-specific DNA binding; histone binding; chromatin binding
Source: RefSeq, a predicted model, not a curated record
UUUUUUUUUUUUUUAAUGUGGUCCCCGCGCCGGAGGGCAAGAAGGAUCGCAAACUUCGCGCAGGGAAAGGAAUGUCAUGCUCUGGGAUGAAGAACAAACCGACUUUGGCCUGAGUGAUGGAGAACGGGAAGUCUCUAGUCCUUAAGAUGGACGAAUCGCUUCACCUCCCUCUGGAAAAGCAUCCCAGCCCAGCAGCUAACGGCAACAAAGAAAGCUUUCAUUCAGAUGAAAGCUCCAACCCUGAAGAGGCUGGCUUCAGUUGGGAUGAAUACCUGGAAGAGACAGAAUCUACAGCAGCUCCACACUCCUUAUUUAAGCACGUGGAAAUCAGCCUUCAAAGCAGUUUGCAGCCUGGUAUGAAACUUGAAGUGGCCAACAAGCACAACGCGGACGCUUACUGGGUGGCUACUACCAUCACCACAUGUGGCCAGCUGCUGUUGCUGCGUUACUGUGGUUACGAAGAUGACCGCCGCGCUGACUUCUGGUGUGAUGUGAUGACCGCUGACCUCCACCCUGUGGGCUGGUGCACGCAGAAUGGGAAAGUGUUGAUGCCCCCGGACGCUAUCAAAGAGAAAUAUUCGGACUGGACGGAGUUCCUCAUACGUGAUUUGACGGGCUCACGAACUGUGCCUGCAAAUUUACUAGAAGGCCCCCUGCGAGGGAAAAACGCUGUAGACCUCAUUACCCUGGACUCCUUAAUAGAGCUGCAGGAUGGCCAGAGUCCCUUUCAGUUCUGGAUAGUGAGCGUGGUUGAGAAUGUCGGUGGAAGAUUGCGCCUUCGCUAUGCAGGAUUGGAGGAAACUGACUCUUAUGACCUGUGGCUGUUUUACUUGGAUUGUAGACUUCGACCGGUGGGCUGGUGUCAAGAGAAUAAAUACCAGCUGGAACCACCUGCAGAAAUCUCUUUGCUGAAGACUGCGUCUGAAUGGCGGACAGUCCUAAACACGACUCUGACCAAGGCAGAAAAAUGUUCCCUUCCCAUGGAAGUGUUUAAGGAUCACGCCGAUUUGAGGAACCACAUGUUCACGGCGGGGAUGAAGUUGGAAGCAGUGGAUCCGCGAGAACCAGCCACGAUUUGCCCGGCUACUAUAACUAAGGUUUUCAACCACCAUUUCGUGCAAGUCACUCUGGACGAUCUCCGUCCCGAACCAUGCAACACGUCGAUGCUUUGCCACGCCGAUUCCUUGGGCCUCCUGCCAGUGCAGUGGUGCCUUAAAAAUGGAGUCCAUCUCACCCCUCCCAAAGGUUAUUCUAAUCUGGAUUUUGACUGGGCGGAUUACCAGAAGCAGUGCGGAGUGGAGGCAGCUCCUGAGGGCUGCUUCAGAAAUGCUUCCUGUAACCGAGCUUUUAUGAAAAACAUGAUGCUUGAAGCAGUGAACCAGAAUCCGGCCGCAAUCUGCGUGGCAUCUGUCACUUCCAUAAAAGGCCGACUAAUGUGGCUGUCUUUUGAAGGUCUACCUCAUGCACCUGCUUCCGAAUAUAUAGUCGAUGUGGAAUCGAUGGACAUCUUCCCUGUGGGCUGGUGCGAAGCAAAUGGUUAUAAGCUCUUGACACCGCAUAAAUACCCCGCGCAAAGGAAGAGAAAGAUUGCAAUCGUCCAACCGGAAAAGCAGUUACCAGCGGGAGUGCCUAUUGUGAAAAUUCAGAAUCCUCACUGCAUUCCCCAGACGGACAUGAUGGGGACCAUCAACGGGAGAUACAACUGCCCCGUGCUCUUCAUCAACCACCGCUGUUUCUCAGGCCCACAUCUCAACAAAGGCAGAUUGGCAGAACUGCCACAGUCUGUUGGGCCAGGGAAAUGCGUCCUGGUUCUUAAAGAGAUUCUUCGCAUGGUGAUCAACUCUGCCUACAAACCCAGGAGCAUUUUGCGAGAGUUGCAACUUGUCGACCCCGGGUGGAAUUUUCAGGAAGAAAACCUCAAAGCAAAAUACCGAGGUAAAACGUACAGGGCAAUGGUCAAGAUAGUUCGUACUUCUGACCAAGUCUCCAAUUUCUGCCGGAAGGUAUGCGCGAAACUGGAAUGCUGCCCCAAUUUAUUUGGCCCUGUUCCGGUUGCCGAAAAUUGCCCCGAAAACUGUUCCAGUCACACCAAAACAAAAUAUGCAUACUAUUAUGGAAAAAGGAGGAAAGUCAUUAAGCCUUCUCCCAGUGAAGAAAACCCUUACAGCCUGGAGAGCAGACACAAGAUCUGGUCGGAUUACAGUAAAAUGCGGAAACCAGGUUUUACACCAAAGAAAAGGUGUCUCUCCACAGCGGAUCUGAAUGGAGCAGGAUCGACAGAGGAGAGUGACGAGGAAGAAGCAGACACCGCGUGGAGCGAGGAAACCAGUCCAGAAUUGCAGGAUGAUCUAACAGAUGUCUCCUCGGAGGACAUACCUUUGGCCAUACCAAUGACCACAAUGAAGUUACGCAGCAGCAGAGGCUCCAUCCAUGUGGCUCGGCCCGAGAGGGACAGGCAAGCCCAGAAGGCACUUUCCUUCCUGCAUGCCAAAAGUGAGAGAACCAGGCAGAUCAAGCAGGCUGUGGAAGAGAAACUCAUCCUAGAGAGCAACCCCUUGGAAUGGACGGUGACCGAUGUGGUGCAAUUCCUCCGGCUGACCGACUGCGCUCCCCUUGCCAAAAUCUUUCAGGAACAGGAUAUUGAUGGACAAGCCCUUCUCCUUCUGACACUACCGACGGUCCAGGAGUGCAUGGAACUGAAGCUUGGCCCAGCCAUCAAACUGUGCCACCAGAUCGAACGAGUGAAGCUGGCUUUUUAUGCCCAGUAUGCCAACUGACAACUACCCUCUGCAGAUUUUCUGUCUCUGCUUUCUUACUGGUUUUUUAAGGCCCUGGCUGCAAUUCCUUUUUUUUCCCUCAACGCUUGGUAUUUAGAAACAUGGAGCCUCUGUGUAUGCAUAGAAGUGCUCACAAAAUGAACCAAAUGAAGAUCUUGAGCUGAAGCCAUAAAUAUUUUAAGGUGCUGGGCACCCCUGUAUGAUCAAGAAGUGAAUCAGGCACUCAACCAGCUCUAAAUAAAAGCAAAGUUUGGAAUUCACCAAAGCUUGCAAGGUUAACUCGUGCCUGAGGUCAUUAGUCAUCCUAGCCCAAAAAACCAACGUUGACAUUUUCACUCAAUGUAUCCAGAAAUAAUUUACUGCUUCAACCAAGUUUUCAUCAGACGUCCCUGACAUCCUGCAAUGUUUGUCCAUUUUGAAGUUUCUGCCUUUAAAAAAUUGAAGUGGGCCCAUGAGGAGGUAAUAGAGUUGGAAGGGACUUUGGAGGUCUUCUAGUCCAACCCCCUGCUCGAGUAGAAGGCCCUGGCCCAUUUCAGAAUUUUUUUUUUCAGUCUCUUUUUGAAAGACUCCAGUAAUGGAGCACCAGCAACAUUUGAAAGCAAUCAGGCUGGAGUUUUAAGGAUACUCUAAAAAUCAAUUUGAAGGGGAAAUUAAGGGUCUAAAUACAGUUUGUGUUUUUAGGGUUUUGAUAGGAGUGUUAACUUUAUAUAGAGAGGGAAGCAAGUUGUAAGAAAAGAGAGCUUUGUCCUAUUUGAACAUCCUUCAGGGAUGUGAGGGAUGCGGUGGCUCAGUGGCUAAGACGCUGAGCUUGUCGAUCGAAAGGUCGGCAGCUCAGCGGUUCGAAUCCCUAGUGGCACGUAACAGGGUGAGCUCCCGUUAUUUGUCCCAGCUUCUGCCAACCUAGCAGUUCGAAAGCAGGGAAAAAAUGCAAGUAGAAAAAUAGGGACCACCUUUGGUGGGAAGGUCACAGCGUUCCAUGCGCCUUUGGUGUUCAGUCAUGCCGGCCACAUGACCAUGGAGACGUCUUCGGACAGCGCUGGCUCUUUGGCUUUCAAACGUAGAUGAGCACCGCCCCCUAGAGUCGGGAACGACUAGCACAUAUGUGCGAGGGGAACCUUUACCUUUACAGGGAUGUGAACUUCAAUUCCCAGAAUUCUUAGCAGUGGCUACCAUGAUUUAAUGGGAUUUAAAACUUCACAUGGUAUAGUUGGAGUGAGGCAGUGACUUAUUAAAAUUUAAUGCAAAGAUGCAUUAUUUUUUUUCUCUCUGUCUCUUGUCUAGAAUUGAACUUUUACUCUGGUUGUAGAUCUUUGUUUAAAAUACCUUUGAAAACCCCUUUGAAAAGCAUGAUUGCUGACAUGUUGAAGAAUUGGUUGGGUUUAAAUUUUCUGGCUUUUUAAAAAAAAAUAAUAAGCAUGAAGGGAUGGUCUGGUUUAAAAAAAAAGCAAAAGAAAAGCAAGUUGUUCAUUUUACCACGUAACAAAAAUGUGCAGUUAAAACUGGAUUUUUUAAAAAACUCUUUGUACAGGAUUCUAUAUCUGUAAAUAGAGAGACACAAAUCUAUCCGAUAUGAUUUCAUGUAAAUAAAGGGGAAGGUCUAUAUAUGCAGAGUUAUAUUUUAAUUUUUAUUCAGACCAAAUUUUUACUUGGAAGAGGCAUAAACUGUUGUUAAUAAAGUCUAUCAAAAGCA